AUGUAUAAUUUUUUUGAUAGAAUCAAAGCGCCUCUAUCGGAAUAUAAAAGGUAUGCAGCGAAUCAUAAGAAAGAUGAUGAUUUUACAGAUAUUGAGGAUAAAAUAAAUUGUGGACAAUUUCCGAAUGAAUAUGGUAGUAAUGCAAUCGAGUUACCAAAUUCACCUACAUAUAAUAAUAAUAAUAAUAAUAAUAAUGGUUCACCAAACGUUUUAAAACAAUCUCAAUAUAUAAGUUUUAUAAAUCCAUUAUCAUUACCAUCAUCAUUGAUACCACCACCACCAAAUUAUACAUCACAACAAAAUCUAAGUGAUGUAAUGAGUAAUAAUGGUGGUGGUAGUGGUGUUGGUGUUAGUAGUAGUAAUAAUAAUUUAAAUUUAAGAAAUACGACAGUAUCAAUGACAUCACCUAGAAAUGUACCAAUAGUUACAUCACCUCGAAAUAUUACAAUCUCACCUACUGCAAAUAUAAUUUCUGUACCUGCUGAAAUUUCACAAUGUAAUGAUGUACCGAAUUCAAUUGGUUCACCACCAAUUGAAGUUGAGCAAUCACAUUUAGUACCAAAUAGCGAAUUAAAUAACAAUAACAAUAAUAAUAAUAAUAAUAAUGAAAAUGUUGGUGAAGAAGAUUUUCAAUCAUUAAUGGAUCAAUCGAAUAAAUUACAAAUUCAAAUGCAAAUGUUAAUGCAAAAAAUGCAACAAAUGCAACAAUUGAAACAACAAUUAAAUUUAAAACAUUCAUCAGCCACUAAUAUAUAUGUACCACCAAGACAAGUUAGAGUGUCUGGUCAAAAACCACCAAUUAGACAAAGACAAUUUCAAAUGAGACCUCCACAACAAUCUCAACAACAAUUUUUCGAUUUACCAAUUCAAGAGCAUGAACAUGAUAUACCCCAUUCAAAAAGACAAGAAUUUGAAGAUUCAUUAAGAAACACUACAACUGCAACAACAAAUUUUAAUGAAAUUGAAAUGCAAAAUUUAAACCAAACUUCAAGUAGAUUUGGUAAUAGUAAUACAUUUUAUAAUCCAAAUUUUGUGAACCAUAGUAGUGGCAGUUUAGAUGAGUCAACCAUAAAUGUUGAUUCACAAUAUCAACAACAUGAAAAAGAUAAAGAUAAUUCAAGUCAAUUAUCAAAAACUACAAUGACCACAUUACCAAUAGUUUCUCCACCACAAGUAAAAGGUGAUGUGAUUUUGAAUAUUGAUGAUGAAAAUGGUAAAACCAUUAUUAGUACAACAACAGUAACACCAACAACAAGUCCUCAUGGUUUAGUUGGUGAUGAUUCUCCAACGACAACAACAAUAAAAGGUGGAGAAAAUGGUGGUUCACCAUCAGUUGAUGGUGGUGGUGGUGCUAUAAUUGAUGGUAGAUCAACAAUUAAGAUGGUAAUACCAAAGAUAAAAUCAAAAUUUAAUAAAGAGAAAAUGCAAAGAUUUAAAAAAGGUGUAUUUCAAAUAUUGGCACCACCAACUCAAAAUUUACCAGUUCAUAUAGUUGAUCAAGAGUUGACAGAAAGUAAGGUGGUACCAUUUUUAAUGGAACUUGGACGUGCUUUGACAAUGUCUGGAGUGCCAUCGAAUAGAUUAGAAUUUGAGUUAACUUUAAUUAGUACUACUUUUGGUAUAGAUGGUCAUUUCUUUACAACACCAACUGGUAUUUUCUUUUCAUUUGGUUCACCUCAUUCAAUUCUUUCACCAUAUACUCAUUUCCUUAGAAUCAAUUCCACCGAUUACAAUAUGGAACGUAUGGUUAGAUUGGAGAGAUUGGCCGAUAAGGUUAUCUAUGGUGAAGUUAGUUGUGUUGAAGCAUUGGAGAAGUUAAGAAAGAUUCUAGCAAAGAAGCCAUUGUACAAUAUCUAUCUCACAACUUUUAGUUAUAUAAUGUCAUCAUUCACCAUUGCCUUCUUUUUCGAUGUUGGCUGGGUCGAGGUUGGAGCUUGUUCAAUCAUUGGAUUCUAUGUUGGCCUUUUAUGUCUACUCUCGAGUAAAGUGUCUUUGGUUGGCAGAGUUUUGGAGGCCUUGUCAUCUUGUGGUGGAGCAAUCAUUGCAUCGUUGUUCAAUUGCUACAUUUCGCCUAUCCCCAUAUUUACAGUGACCCUGGGCGGCAUCAUAUCGUUGUUGCCUGGUUUAGGCUUGACAUUGGCCGUAGCGGAGAUUUCAACUAGAAAUCUGGUUAGUGGCACCUCAAGAUUGGUUGGUGUUUUCUCUUGUUUAUUGCAAUUAACUUUUGGUAUUGCGUUGGGUACGAAAUUCUCAGAGGUAGUCAUGCCAGUAAGAGACGAAGUUUUACCUGUAACUUUCCCUGAUUGGGUAAUGUUUAUUGUAAUUCCGUUCGCUGCCAUUACAUUUGGUGUUCAAUUAAAAGUUCAUUGGAGAGAAUUUUGGGUUAUCAUCAUCGCUAGUUACAUUGGUGUAACCGUUGGUAAUUGGGGUAGUAAAUAUUUUGGUGAUGUUGGUGCUUUCUUUGGUUCAGCUGCAAUUUGUGCUCUAGGUAACCUUUACUCAAGAUUAACAAAUAUUUCUGCGGUCGUUCCAAUUAUGGCGGGUAUUAUUUUACUGGUUCCUGGUAGUAUGGGUGUUAAAGGUAUCGUUUCAAUCAGUGAUGGUGAUAUUUCCGGAGGAAUUGAUUUCAUUGGUGGUAUGUUUAUGACUGCUGCAAGUUUAACAAUGGGUUUAUUGGUUGCAAAUUUAAUUAUUGCUCCUCCAAAAUCGUUCUAA
Molecule: messenger RNA, 2715 nt
Organism: Dictyostelium discoideum AX4
Lineage: Eukaryota; Evosea; Eumycetozoa; Dictyosteliales; Dictyosteliaceae
Exons: 2
Coding region: 1-2715 (904 amino acids)
Biological process (GO): transmembrane transport
Cellular component (GO): membrane
Molecular function (GO): transmembrane transporter activity
Source: RefSeq, a predicted model, not a curated record